AUGCCUACCACGACCGCUGAGACGCUCUCCCUCGUCACCCGGAAUGUCACCGUCGCCCCCCUCGUCCUCCUCUCCGCAGUCGACCACUACAACCGAACCGUUCAGAACAAAACGAAACGGCGAGUUGUCGGUGUUUUGCUCGGUCAGAAUGAUGGCAAGAAUGUCAGAGUGUCCAACAGCUUCGCUGUCCCCUUCGAGGAAGAUGAGAAAGAUCCCUCGGUCUGGUUCUUGGACCACAACUACGUCGAGUCCAUGAACGACAUGUUCAAGAAAGUCAACGCCCGCGAGAAGCUGAUAGGCUGGUACCAUUCCGGUCCCAAGCUUCGCGCCUCUGACCUCGAGAUAAACGAUCUUUUCAAGCGCUACACGCCGAACCCUCUCCUUGUCAUCAUCGACGUACAGCCCAAGGAGUCGGGCGUCCCUACAGACGCCUACUUUGCUGUCGAGGAGAUCAAAGACGACGGUACGACUACUUCGAGAACCUUCGUCCACACUCCGUCCAUCAUCGAAGCCGAGGAAGCCGAGGAGAUUGGUGUCGAGCACUUGCUACGAGAUAUUCGAGACGUCGCUGUUGGCACACUUUCCACUCGCGUCACCAACCAGCUUCAGUCGCUCCAGGGUCUGCACCUGCGGCUGCGUGACAUCGGUGCCUACCUGCAAAAGGUUCUUGACGGACAACUCCCGGUCAAUCAUGCCAUUCUCGGCAACCUUCAGGACGUCUUCAACCUGCUCCCCAACCUGUCCACGCCGGAGAGCGAUGGCAAGACUGGUGGUGGAGAACUGGCACACGCCAUGAGCAUCAAGACCAACGACCAGCUCAUGGCCAUCUACCUCAGCAGCCUGAUACGCGCCAUCACUGCCUUCCACGACUUGAUAGAAAACAAGAUCCAAAACCGACAGCAGCAAGAGGACAAGGAUGCCAAGAAGGAGGAAGGGAACGGGAAGGAUGAGAAGAAGGAGGCAGGCGCCAAUGGGGUCAAUGGUGAGACCAAGGACGGCGACAAGGAUAAGGAAGGGAAGGACAAGAAGAAAUAA
This is a messenger RNA of Purpureocillium lilacinum, 1035 nucleotides long. Its product is annotated as proteasome regulatory particle subunit. Gene Ontology annotation, molecular function: metallopeptidase activity; protein binding. Gene Ontology annotation, biological process: proteasome-mediated ubiquitin-dependent protein catabolic process. Gene Ontology annotation, cellular component: proteasome regulatory particle; proteasome complex. The record is from RefSeq and is a predicted model, not a curated record. NCBI's taxonomy places the organism in Eukaryota, Fungi, Ascomycota, Sordariomycetes, Hypocreales, Ophiocordycipitaceae.